AUGAAUGCUCCUCCUGCUUUGCGUCGGUGUUUAUGGUGUUCUCGUUGGACUUUGAGGAGGAGGAGGAUAAAGACCGUUACGACUGCCUCGCUGCCGCCGCCAGUGACGAGGAUGAUGUCCAAUACUAUCAACACAAAGCGCGACUCCUCCGUCAUCAUCGCCGAGGCUUCCUCCUCUCCUUUCUCGUGCGCGAUGACCACCGCCGAGGGGUCCUCCGAACCGGAGAAUUGGAGGACGAACAGAAGGAGCGCGGACGACGAGACGGAUGAGAAAGAAGGUGGUAUCUCGGUUGUUUGGCAGACUUUAGGGAAACCAACGUUGAUGAAAAUAAUCAGCUCGGUCUAUAUACUCGGGGUGCCUUCGUUGCUGAGCGUUUUGUGCGAACCGGCGAUUGGAUGCACGGAAAGCUUACUGGUUGGGAGAGUUGGCAUGGUGUACUUAGCCGCCAUCGCGCCGUCGUCGGUGAUGUUUUGGUUGAUCGAGGAGGUGUGUUUCGCGUUGAGCGUCGGGGUGACGACGGCGGUGAGCGAAGCGAGCGCGGCGAGGAGUUUGAUUUCGUUAGAUGAGCUGGACGAGGUAGGAGGAGAAAAAGAAGGAGAAAAAGAAAAGGAAAUGAGUAAACGACGACAACAAGGGAAUCAAGAGUUCGUGGUCACCGAAGAGACGAGAGAAAUUGUGCAAGCGAGCGUGUUAGCCGCGUUUGGGUUAGGCAUCGCGUUCGCGCUCGCGAUGCAAUUCAUGUACGCGCCGGCGAUGCGAAUAUUGGGCGUAUCUGGUGACGCUUUGAGACUCGGGAGAUUAUACACGGCCAUUCGAUGUUUCGGGUUGCCUUUCUUCGCCGUCGGCGUGACCUUUGAGGGCGCGUACAUGGGUGAACGAGACGGGAUGACGCCAUUAUGCGCGUUUGGAUUAGCCAUGUUAGCGACGGUGGUUCUUCAAGUCGCGUUGAUUCAUCCCAGUUACGGAGGUUUGGCUUCUGUUAUCGGUGCCGGUACCGCAAUGAGUGUAGGACAACUCGUCGCGGCUGGAUUUCUCUUGGUCAGCGCGAACAAUCGAGGCUUCUUUAACAUCUCCCAAACCGUUCGCCGAAGCUCCAAAGAUUUACCGAAACUGCUGAUGAAAGCGAUUAACCUUCUCAACAAGUCCGACGUCACCGAUUCCACCCUCUGGCUUUUCUGCGGUUCCGCCUCGCGAAUGCUGGUCUAUACUUUGUGCACCGCGCUGGCAACGCAAAUAGGUGUCAUCGCCGCUGCGAGUAACAAAUACGCGCUCGAUAUAUACUUCUUCGUCUGUUACCUCAUCGAACCGUUGUUCACGCUCGGCACCGUCCUCCUACCAAAAAAACUGAAAACGAACAAAAUUGAAGCGUGUUGGAUGCGCAGCAUCCUCUUCUGCUUAGCCAUUCUCUCCGCGAUCAUCCUGUGCUGCGUCGCCUCCAUCACCAUCUCCGCCGCCGGUCACUUCAACCUCAUCGAACCCGAACUGGUGAAAUCCUUAGCCUCGGUCAAACCGUACGUCGUCGCCUCCGUCGGCGUCGGCUCCUUCACCUACGCCGCCGACGGCAUCCGCAUAGGCAUGGGCGGCGCCAAAUACGUCGGCAAAACCCAAAUGUUCAAUCUCCUCCUCACCGUCGCUUUAGCCGCGUGGAUGAAACUAUACUCGCCAGGAAGCGCGAGCAUGACCUUGAAUCACGUCUGGACGCUCAUGGUCUCGUUUCAGUUUCUCAGAGUCUGUCAGCACGUCUACGCGAGCGCGAAAAGCGACAAAGAGUUGUUAACGACGACGGAAGGAGAAGAAGGACUCGAAAUAAAAGAACUCGGGGACGGAAGGGAGAACAGUCGAUGA
Messenger RNA from Bathycoccus prasinos, 1845 nucleotides. RefSeq names its product MOP(MATE) family transporter: multidrug efflux. Gene Ontology annotation, molecular function: xenobiotic transmembrane transporter activity; antiporter activity. NCBI's taxonomy places the organism in Eukaryota, Viridiplantae, Chlorophyta, Mamiellophyceae, Mamiellales, Bathycoccaceae. Gene Ontology annotation, biological process: transmembrane transport. The transcript has a single exon. The coding region runs from base 1 to 1845 and encodes 614 amino acids. The record is from RefSeq and is a predicted model, not a curated record. Gene Ontology annotation, cellular component: membrane.